This is a messenger RNA of Branchiostoma floridae (Florida lancelet), 800 nucleotides long. Its product is annotated as calmodulin-A-like. Bases 70 to 591 code for a protein of 173 amino acids. Gene Ontology annotation, molecular function: calcium ion binding. Gene Ontology annotation, cellular component: myosin II complex. NCBI's taxonomy places the organism in Eukaryota, Metazoa, Chordata, Leptocardii, Amphioxiformes, Branchiostomatidae. The transcript is spliced from 5 exons. The record is from RefSeq and is a predicted model, not a curated record.
AGCGAUGGUCAGAAUAAAUAGCUCUUUAGCGUUUACUAGUAAAACACAGGAGAGGAACCACACAGAAAAAUGUGGCGAACGGCAAAGAAAGUUCUGCCUCCGAUAGAGAAGCGAGAGGAAACGGAAAAAUUAGAAGAAUUAUUUGACUUCAGCGCCGAGCAGAUAGCGGGGUUUAAAGAGGCAUUCUCUGCAUACGAGGAUAGCAACGGGGACGUCACUGUGGAACAGUUGGGGAUGGUACUGGAAAGGGUCGGUCAAAACUGUACCAAUGACCAACUCACGGCCCUAAUGGAGAGGGCUGACCUGGACAAGACAGAAAAGAUCAAUUUCUUGGAAUUUCUCACCGUGAUGGAGAAGAGAACAGAGAAGACAGACGCCUCUGUCGUCAUCAGCGAAGCCUUCAGAACAUUUGACACGAAUGGCGACGGCCAUCUGAGUGUGGAAGAGUUACGUCACGUGAUGACGUGUCUGGGCCAGCCAAUGACAGACGAGGAGGUGGAGAACAUGAUCCGGCUGGCCGACAUGGACGGAGAUGGAAAGAUCAACUACGCCGAAUUCACUGCUAUGAUGUCGUCAGAUGAAUAUGACUGAGAUGUGCUGUACGCAAAUACAUACAUUUAUGUUUGUGCCCCCCUCCCCCCAUGACGACAUCUUCAACAUGAGUUAGUACACAGACCAGAGAAAAACUCCAAGUACUUCGAGCUAGUUCAUGUCUAGUUCCUGCCAUUAUCAAACGACUUAACCUAAAAGUGGUCAGAGUCCGAAAUGGGAGUUUAUUGCGAUAAAGGUACAAAUUUGGA